Messenger RNA from Elephantulus edwardii (Cape elephant shrew), 957 nucleotides. Its product is annotated as olfactory receptor 12-like. Gene Ontology annotation, biological process: G protein-coupled receptor signaling pathway; sensory perception of smell. Lineage: Eukaryota; Metazoa; Chordata; Mammalia; Macroscelidea; Macroscelididae. The annotation marks the transcript as partial. Gene Ontology annotation, cellular component: membrane. The transcript is spliced from 2 exons. The record is from RefSeq and is a predicted model, not a curated record. Gene Ontology annotation, molecular function: G protein-coupled receptor activity; olfactory receptor activity; odorant binding.
AUGCUGACCCAUGAAGAUGGGAACCUCUCAGGAUUGUCUGUGCAGGAGUUUGUGCUGGUGGGAUUCGAGGGUGGCCUGGAGACCCAGGCCCUGCUCUUUGCUGUGUUCCUGGGCCUCUACCUGGUGACUGUGCUGGGGAACCUCACAAUGAUCGUGGUCAUCACACUGGACGUCCGCCUCCACUCCCCCAUGUACUUCUUCCUCAAGAACCUCUCCUUCCUGGACCUCUGUUACUCUUCUGUCAUCGCCCCCAAGGCCCUGACCAACUUCUUCUCCUCAACCAAGAUCAUCACCUUUGCUGGGUGUGCCUCUCAGUUCUUCUUCUUCUCCCUGCUGGUCACCACUGAGGGCUUCCUCCUGGCAGUGAUGGCCUAUGACCGCUUCAUGGCCAUCUGCAACCCCCUGCGCUACCCAGUCACCAUGUGUCCCUCAGCCUGUGCCCGUCUAGUGCUGGGCACCUACUGUGGAGGCUGCCUCAACUCCAUCAUACAGACCAGCCUCACCUUCCACCUCCCGUACUGCGGCUCCAACCACAUCAACCACUUCUUCUGUGAUGUGCCUCCCCUGCUCCGUAUCGCCUGUGCCAACACAGCCCUCAAUGAGCUGAUCAUGUUUGGAGUCUGUGGAAUGAUCAUCGUGGGCACCACCCUGGUGGUCCUCAUCUCGUAUGGCUACAUCAUGGUGACCAGCCUGAGGAUGCGCUCAGGGACUGGGAGGCACAAGGUCUUUUCCACCUGUGGUUCCCACAUGACUGCUGUGUCCCUGUUCUACGGGACCGUCUUUGUGAUGUAUGCCCAGCCAGGGGCCGUGGAGUCCAUGGAGCAGGGCAAAGUGGUCUCUGUCUUCUACACCCUGGUCAUCCCAAUGCUCAACCCCCUCAUCUACAGCCUUCGGAACAAGGACGUGAAGGAGGCGCUGAGGAGGCUGGGCCGCAAGCACACACUUCACCAAGAAGAC